UAUGUUUUGAGAAGCUUAGAGACUGAACAUGUGGCUCGCUGUGUCUCAGGAGAGGGACCGCUGAGCUGCAGAGAGGGACAGAGGCAAGAGGAGGCAGCCUGAAAAGAGGAAGCACGACUUGCUUAUCGCGUCAUUCUGGGUUCAGGCGUUGAGCAGGAAACAGCCUUUUCCUCUUGGAUUGUCGCCGAUACAGGAACAAACACAACAUUUUUGUCUUUGCUCAAUGCACCCCUCGGCACAGAACACGCGGAAGCCGGUCAGAAGGAAGAAUGCCUCCUUCUUCCAUGGAGAUAGCCGUCCUGCUCCUCGGCGUCCUGGCUUUGGAGACGCGCCGGAGCGCCAGCGCGCUGCACAUCCAACAGGCGUACGCGUCUCCAAACCGCACCAAUAACUUCGCGGUGGACCCGGUGUCCAGGAAGGUCUACCUGGCCACGGUGAACACGAUUUACCAGCUCAACGGGACCUUGAGCGUGGAGGUGGAGAAGAGGACGGGGCCGGUGGAGGACAACCUGUUGUGCCAUGCGCCGCAGCUGCCCCAGGCUCCGUGCGAGCAUCCCAAGUCCCUCACGGACAACCACAACAAGCUGCUGAAGCUCGACCGGGACCAGGGGGUGGUGGUGGUCUGCGGGUCCGUCUAUCAGGGCUUCUGUGAGCUGAGAAGGAUGGGGAACAUUUCGGAGAUCGCGGUGGAGUUCCCGCCGCAGGGCGAGAGGACGGUUUUCCCCAGCAUGCUCAACAUCGCCGCCAACCACCCGAACGCGUCCACGGUGGGGCUCAUCUUCAAGAGCCACGAGGGGAACACCCGGCUUCUGGUGGGGGCCACGUACACGGGGGCUGGGACCCAGUUCUUCCCCAAGAACCACAGCAAGGAGGACCUGCGCUUCGAGAACACCCCGGAGAUCGCCAUCCGCUCCCUGAACGUCAAGGACCUGUCCAGACUCUUCACCUACGACAUCAACCCCUCGGAGGACAACGUGUUCAAGAUCAAGCAGGAGGUCAAAACUAAAAACAAGCUCAACUUCGUGCACGCCUUCAUCCAGAAGACUUACUCCUACAUUGCCUUCAACAACGACGCCAUAACGGACCGAAAGGAGAACCAGCCCAGCAGCAUCCUGUCCAGGAUCUGUCUGGAUACCGAGAGUCCCCGAAAGCCCACCGGGCCGGAGAGCAGGAAGCUCACCGAGUCCUACAUCCAGAUGCCCCUGCAGUGUGGGCUCAGCGGGAACGUCUACAACCGGCUGCUGUCCGUCUACCCCGCAGAGGUCCGCGUGCCGGGGGGCGCGAGGGGCCCGGAGCCCUACCUGUUCGGGGUGUUCUCCAAGGCGGACAGAACGUCGGCCCUGUGCGCGUUUAGGUUCGGGGACAUCGAGGAGGAGAUCCGUCAGGGCCGCAGAAACUGCUCCAACUCCCCCAGCAGCGACGUGCAGGUGCUGGACAGCGUCAUCCAGGGCUCUGGGGCCGCCUGCAUCCAGAAGGAUAACCUGGUGUUGCAGUCCGAGCAUCUGGACUGCGGCGCAGCCCACCUGCAGCACCCCCUGGCCAUACGGAGGCCCCUCAGGGCCGUUCCUCUGCUCGAAUGGCCGGGCCUCAGCUCAGUGGCGGUGGACAGCGUGCACGACCACACCGUUGUUUUCCUGGGAACCAGCAACGGGCGGCUUCGUAAGCUGACCCUCCUGGCAAACAAGACCUUGGCCAAUCUGACGCUGCCAGCCAGUGAAGCAGUCCACCACAUCAUGACCUUUGACCCCAACGACAGCAACUUCCUUUAUGUCAUGACCUCUCACCACAUGCUGAGAGUGAAAGUGGCACAGUGUGACCAGUGGAAGAACUGCAGAGACUGUUUGGGAGCAGGAGACCCCCACUGUGGCUGGUGCACGUUAGAGAACAGAUGUAGCAUCCAGAAGGAAUGUGCUCGAGGACUGCUGGCUCGCUCCUGGAUCCCUGUGGGUGAAGGCCCCCAGCAGUGUCCUUCCAUCACCCUGACGCCCCCGGAGAUCAGCAUCUCCGCCGACAUCAAGGAUGUUGGCAUCCUGAUAAACGGCAGCGUUCCUGAUCUGACUGGCUCACGGGUGGAGUGCGAGUACAGGCCGGGGGUCUCUUCAGCUGCCACCUUACACCUGCACGGUCCCGCUCAGAUCCAAACAUGCCCCUUACUUCCUCGAGAAAACUACCAACCCAUCCCUCCUGGCACAGAUCACAUGACUGUUUCGGUGGCGAUAAAAGUUAAUGGCACACCUGUGGUAUCUGGGAGCUUCAUCAUCUACGACUGCGAGAGGACCGGCGCGAUACACCCAAAGACAUCAUGCACGAGCUGCCUGAGCACAAGAUGGAAGUGUUACUGGGACCAAGAGAACCACCUAUGUCUCUCCAAUAAAGAUGAUUCAAAGCAUCACCUGAUAGAAAGUGCUGCUUCCUGUCCCCACUUGAUAGCCUCAGACGUUCCUCCAUCGCCGUCGGGAGCGGCCCAGGACUUCACCCUCUCCCUGAGCAACAUCCAGGAGAGGGUGAAGCUGGACUGUGACUUUGGAACCGAGCAGCAGUACGAGGCCAUAUGGCUGGACAACUCAACUGUCAAGUGCACUGGGGUGACGCUGUCCACUAGCCAGAGGAGUCAGGUUUACCACCUCAACCUCAGGAGGAGAGUGUACUUUAGCAGUCAGAGGAAGGAUAUAUUUCUUGACAGCCCUCAGCCCAUGAAAGUGGAGGUGUAUAACUGUGGAGUGGGCAGCUCAGACUGCUCCCAGUGUUGGGGCCGCGAGGAUCAGGGACACCUCUGUGGCUGGUGUGAAAACAGCUGCAGGCUGAGGGAUGACUGUCAGCCAGUCAGGGACCAGUGUCCUGCUCCUGAGAUCUACAAGAUCUCCCCCCUGAGGGGUCCGACUGGAGGAGGGACCCUGAUCACGGUACAAGGCAGGAACCUGGGCCGAAGACCUGCGGGGGUCCAGAUCCUCAUUGGCGAUGUUCCUUGUGAUCUGCUUCCUGAGAGUUACGCCGUCUCUGUAGAGCUCGUGUGUCGCACUGGGAGGUCUGUACAUGACAGGAUGGAGUUUGUCCAAGUGGACGUGGAUCAGAGUGGAACAGGGACAUCAAAGGAGAAGUUUUCAUAUUUAGUUCCAAAGCUGCAGUCCAUUGCGCCAGAAAAAGGCUCUCGUGCCGGAGGAACCAGAGUCAUCCUUACUGGGAAACAUUUGGAUAUUGGCUCUCAGGUUAGAGUCAAGGUCAACAACACACUGGAAUGCAACAUCACAGAGAAAACAGAUGAAACCAUUGAAUGCAUCAUGCCUCCAGCCCUGCAGGCGCACGCUGAGUCAGUGGUAGUGUGUGUGGAGUUUGAGGACCGUCCUUGUGAUGGUUUGGAGCUCAGCACCACUUACACCUACGAGAAGAACCCCACUAUUGUCUCCAUCCAUCCGAAAAAGACCUUCCUCAGUGGUGGCAGGACCAUCACUGUCACCGGUCAGGGUUUUGACCUGGUGCAGAGCGUCACCAUGGAGGUACUGGAAAUUGGGCAAACGCCCUGUGCCGUGCUCUCCCCCACCACCAUCACCUGCCCAUCCCCGUCCUCCAGUCAGUCCGAGGAAACCUCUGUGCAGUUCAUCCUGAAUGGAGUCAUCUACACUGGGGACAGCCCGUCCUCCUCUAAAAACGAGGCAGAGGAGGAAAAUGGGGAACCUCAAAAGGGUAGAUUCCUAUUGGAGUAUGUGGAGGACCCUCAGUUCUUCACCGCCAACAAGGAGAAGCUGAUAAAACACCAUUCAGGAGAGCCGCUGACGCUCAUCAUUAAUAAAGUGCCGAGCGACCUGGAGCUGCAGCUGGAGGAAUACUCAGUGAUGAUUGGCCCCUAUCCCUGCAACAUCAGCUUCCAUAAUGACCAGCUGUUCCACUGCACCAUCAACGGACUGCUGAGCUCCAGCGAGAGCGAGCUGCCCGUCACUGUGCAAGUAGGGAACUUCCAUAAAACUAUCGCCAGAGUGCAGCUCGGCGGCAGCGAGCUGGCCAUCGUGGUCUCCAUUGUGGUGUGCUGUGUUCUUCUGCUGCUGUGCACAGUGGGCUUUGCAGAGCUGCAAACAGACAUGACAGAUCUGACCAAGGAGCUGAAUCGCAGCCAGGGCAUCCCCUUUUUGGAGUACAAACAGUUUGUCACGCGCACGUUCUUCCCCAAGAUGUGCUCGGAUUACGAGAAGAGUCUGGUCCAGCCCACCUACGAGAAUGACUCUCUGGGACCUCGAGCGCUUCCAGAGACCCACCCUCUUCUGCAGGACUGGCAGGCCACCAACACAACACGGCCUAACGUGGAGGAGGGCAUCACUCUGUUCUCCACUCUGCUCAACAACAAGCACUUCCUCAUCACGUUUGUCCACGCCUUGGAGCAGCAGAAGGACUUUGCUGUUAGAGACAGAUGCAGCCUGGCAUCCCUGCUCACCAUCGCCCUCCAUGGUAAGCUCGAGUACUACACCAGCAUCAUGAAAGACCUGCUGGUGGAUCUGAUCGACGCUUCGGCCUCCAAGAACCCCAAGCUGAUGCUGCGGCGCACGGAGUCGGUCGUGGAGAAGAUGCUGACCAACUGGAUGUCCAUCUGCAUGUACAGCUACCUAAAGGAAACAGUGGGUGAGCCUUUUUUCCUGCUGCUCUGUGCGAUCAAGCAGCAGAUCAACAAGGGCUCCAUAGACGCCAUCACCGGGAAGGCCCGCUACACCCUCAACGAGGAGUGGCUGCUGCGGGAGAACAUCGAGGCCAAGCCACAGAACAUCAACGUGUCCUUCCAGGGCUGUGGCAUGGACUCACUGUCAGUCAGAGUCAUGAAUACUGACACCAUCUGCCAAGUUAAAGAAAAAAUCAUCGAAGCCUUUUAUAAGAAUCUGCCUUUCUCCCAGUGGCCUCGAGCAGAGGAUGUGGACCUGGAGUGGUUUGACUCGGGCAGCAACAGUAAGCUUCUGCAGGACCUGGACAACUCCUCGGUGAUGGAGGACGGUCGGAAGAAGCUCAACACGGUCUUCCAUUACCAGGUUCAAAGAUCUGGAUACAGAGAAAUAUGUACACUUGGUUCUACCUCAUGAUGAGCUAAUAGAGACCAAGAGGUCCCACAGACACAGCCACCGCAAGAAAGUCCUGCCAGAGAUCUAUCUGACACGCCUGCUGUCCACAAAGGGAACUCUGCAGAAGUUCUUAGAUGACCUCUUUCAGGCCAUCCUCAGCAUUCCUCUGGACCGCCCGCCUCUGGCUGUCAAAUACUUCUUUGACUUCCUCGAGGAGCAGGCCAACAAACGGGGCAUCACAGACCCAGACACCCUGCACAUCUGGAAAACGAAUAGUUUACCGCUGCGGUUCUGGGUGAACAUCCUGAAGAACCCUCAGUUUGUGUUUGACAUUGACAAGACGGAUCACAUGGACGCCUGCCUGUCCGUCAUCGCUCAGGCUUUCAUCGACGCCUGCUCCAUAUCUGACCUGCAGCUAGGCAAGGACUCUCCAACUAACAAGCUGCUGUAUGCCAAGGAAAUCCCUGAGUACAAGAAAAGAGUCCAGUGCUACUACAAGCAGAUCCAAGAAAUGGCCCCUCUCAGUGAGCAGGAGAUGAACGCUCACUUGGCCGAGGAGUCAAGAAAGUACAGAAACGAGUUCAACACCAACCUGGCCUUGACAGAAAUCUACAAAUAUGCCAAGAGAUACAGGAACCAGGUGGUGAACGCUCUGGAGGCGAACCCCACCGCACGUCGCACUCAGCUGCACCACAAGUUCGAUCAGGUCGUCGCACUCAUGGAGGACAACAUCUACGAGUGCUGCAGCGAAGCCUGAAACCCGAGGCCCACCCCUGCGUCCUGCUGCCUUCCUCCCGCCCUUCACGGUCACUCGGCGAACGCCACCGAGGAGGAACCGUCCUGGGGGGCCGUGUCUCUCCCACAGACUGUUACUUUAGCAAACAGCGGCAGAGUGAAAGGAUUCGAAGCCGCCUCUAAAUCAUUUCCCACGACACAAACGGAGCCCCCGUCUGGCUCUGAUACCACUUUAGAAGGAAUACGUAGGACUUCAGACAGCAAGCCCUGGUGGCAAUCUUUACACACUGAACCCCCCUCUCCCCGCCCUUUUUGUAAGGGAACGAGCCAAUGAUGCACUGCACUGUAAUAUAAUGUCCAUAGCAAUAUUUAUAGAUGUGUUCUAAUGCUUUCAAGUGGCCUGUUCUUCAGGAUUAGUCGGACCGUGACAGACUCCUCUGAUCUCCUAAAGCCUGCAACGUUCUCAGGUCUGCUUGGUGAAGAUGGGCGACAGACUACCCACUGGUGCUUUAAACGGUUUGUCCCAGCGUGCUUUGCAGGUUGAUGACGGGUUGACGAGGAGCAGAGAGAAGACUAUUAUAUAAAAAGACAGACUGAAAAUUAUUAAAUGAAAUGUUUUAAUGUAGUUCACUGGGAAGAGCUGCAUCAGUAUACAAAUGUUUAAUCAGUGUGCUUGUGAACGGAAAAAGUAUCACGGUGGUUUCUGAUGAAUUUAAAGAGGGAAAUUUACAUUUAAGUAAAUGCUGAGCUCUAUAUAAUCCGAGGUGAGAGUGUAUUUGUGAUGCCAAAAUGAUUUGUUUGUGAAAUAAACUGCAGGAGGAUAAGCAUUUUGAA
Austrofundulus limnaeus is the source of this 6605-nucleotide messenger RNA. It is a transcript of the gene plxnd1, whose product is annotated as plexin D1. Lineage: Eukaryota; Metazoa; Chordata; Actinopteri; Cyprinodontiformes; Rivulidae. The record is from RefSeq and is a predicted model, not a curated record. Gene Ontology annotation, cellular component: semaphorin receptor complex; plasma membrane. Gene Ontology annotation, biological process: regulation of GTPase activity; negative regulation of cell adhesion; positive regulation of axonogenesis. Gene Ontology annotation, molecular function: semaphorin receptor activity; protein binding.